This is a messenger RNA of Ectocarpus siliculosus, 1534 nucleotides long. The record is from the annotation of a GenBank genome assembly. NCBI's taxonomy places the organism in Eukaryota, Phaeophyceae, Ectocarpales, Ectocarpaceae.
AUGAACGCUGCUCCCACUCUACAUGCCGAGAGGGAUAUGGGGGCUGUAAGAUGGCUUCUAGUGGCGGUCACCACGUCUGCCGGUAGGCGUCGCGUCUCUGCAGGUCCUCCCGCAGAGGCAUUCAUGAACCACCGUCUCCUAUCAAGCACCUCUCUCAGAGUGCAACCGCGUCUCGGGCCCCGCCUCCUGUGUUCUUCAACAACCCCUGCUGCAAGCAUCCGCCGCAGCCGGACUGCUGUAAUGGCGACGGCAGGGGCUGGCGAAUCGUGGUGUGGGCAUGAGCUGCUGAACACCGUCACGACAGUUGCGCUGGUGGAUAUCCGCGGCCAGGUCGUCAAGCACCAAGACGAGGGGUCGGACUUCUUCAGCACGCGCUACGAGGGAAUGGAGGCGGACUACCUCGACGCCCACAUCCCCGGGGCCGUUUUCGUAGACUGGACCAAGGACAUCGCCUACACGGACGAAAACGGAGUGCCCGCGCAGCUCACCGACCGGGAGAGCUUCGUGAUCGCCAUGCAAGAGAGGGGGGUGGGGGCGGACAAGCGCGUGGUCGUGUACGACAACGGAGACAUGCUCUUCGCCACGAGAUUUUGGUGGGCGAUGCGACGAUUUGGGCACGAUAAAGUGGCAGUGAUGGACGGGGGGUGGGCUAAGUGGCAGGCGGAAGAGAGAGACAUCACUCCCGACUGCCCGUGCCCACUGAAGGUCUACACGGAAUGGGGCAUUCCCCUGGAGCGCGAGAGGCCGGGUUUGAUUGCCACGUCGGCCGACAUCCGAGCCGCCCUUGCAAGGAGGGGAAAAGCAGGGGGCGGCAGCGAUCGCCAGGCCGACGCCGCUGUGCAGCUCCUGGAUGCCCGGGCUGCGGCGCAAUACACUGGCGAGGUCAGACGCGCACGGCUCGGCGGGCACAUCCCGGGAGCCGUGAACACUCCCUAUCGCUCCUUCUUGGCCGAGGGAACCGGUCCUGACGGAAGUUUCAGGGUCUUCAAGGACCUCGAGGGCAUCACCGAGGUUUUCGAGUCUGCCGCCGUGGACACCUCGCCGUCCGCCGCCCCCAUCAUCGCCUACUGCAACGGUGGCGUGGCCAGUACCGUCGCUCUGUUUCUCCUGUUCCAGCUGCGGGAGCUGCGGGGCGGUGGUGCAGCAGCAGCAGCAGCUAGUAGUAGCGGUAGUGAUUCAGACGGUUUCGGUAGAGGCUGGUGGUCGAACUACGACGGGAGCUGGAACGAGUGGGGGAGCGACGAGUUCGCGCCGGUGGAAAGGCCAUGAAGGGGGGUUUCGGGUAUAUAUGUGCUGUCGUGUAAGAGCUGUCUUUGUAGAUAGAGAUGGCCUCCACUCCGAAGGGACGAAAUACAUGUAUUUAUGUCGGAACAUCCACGUCUUUGAUUGGUUUGGUGAUUGGUGUCGUCGUCGUUGUCGUCGUCGGUGUUGUUUUCGAUGUCGUCGUCGUUGUCGUCGAAGAGGACUACUAUACUCCUGCUGUGUCCCACCGUUGUUGCCGUCUGAACGAACACGUAACGAGGGGUUUCCACGU